CCACAGCCACCAUGAACAGCAAAGGUCAAUAUCCAACAAAGCCAGCCUACCCUGAGCCUCCUGGGAAUCCUGUGUACCCUCAGACUUUGCCUCUUCCUCAGGCUCCACCCUACAGUGAUGCUCCACCUGCCUACUCAGAGCUCUUUUGUCCAAGUUCUGUACACUCAGGAGCUUCCACAGUCCCCAUCAUGUCAGCUGCACUUCCUGGCUCUUCACUUCCCCUGGCUUAUUAUCCAGUUAGUCCCAUCUUCCCACCUGGUUCAGCAGUACUGGGGGAAGGAGGGUAUGAUGUGGGUACUAGAUUUGGAACUGGUGCUACUGCUGGCAGCUUUCCUCCCCCUCCCCCUGGAUGCCCUCCCAAUGCUGCUCAGCUGGCAGUCCUGUAG
This is a messenger RNA of Camelus dromedarius (Arabian camel), 386 nucleotides long. RefSeq names its product DAZ-associated protein 2-like. The coding region runs from base 12 to 386 and encodes 124 amino acids. The record is from RefSeq and is a predicted model, not a curated record. NCBI's taxonomy places the organism in Eukaryota, Metazoa, Chordata, Mammalia, Artiodactyla, Camelidae. The transcript has 2 exons.